CUUGUUGUCAAGUGAAUUUUGGCUGUAGAUCCCACAAUAGUAGAAGAAAGGAAGUGGGCAUAUCAUGGAAAUUGAGACAGUCGAUGACUAAGACCCGCCUCUUAACUAUUCAGUCUUUCCUCCAACUUGCCGACGCCAUCCUUAAGCAAUCAAUCAAGCCGCCGUCAUGCUUAUACCUUAUUCCACCAUUUACCAUCGUCGCUAGCCAGUUACUACUACCUUAGUACACUAUUCUCUCCAUUCAUUUCAGGCUCUUUUUUCUCUUUUCUUAUCUUCUCUUGUCUGGACAAGAGCUCUUCGCUUCUGCCUUAUUGCCGCUACUCCGUACUGCCGCCCUCCCUCCUGGCUCUCUUUCGCCCUCUUACCUCCUUUCACCCACAGUUUCUUCCAGGAGAAGCGCUGCUGCAAUCAAUGCUACGCUCAAUGCUAUACUUUUAGAGUUUAUUAUUCCGCUUGGGCGAGCUGCUGUCUGGGGGCAGUACCUGACGUUCGUUUCCCUACACUCUGUCCGACGGGCGGUUGUCUUGUGGUCGCAAUGUUGCUCAAACCGGCAACCCCAUUGACCAUCCUUCUCCUGAUCGCCUUUGUCCUCCUUCUUCUCUCCGUGAUAUCGACUCCUAUUGUUAAGAGUAUUCCGUUGGCAACUUUUGACAAUGUCGAAUAUGGGGUCUUCGGUUAUUGCAAAGCUGGCACUUGCACCGCGAUCCACAUCGGCUAUACCACAGGUUUGUUGCGUUUACCCCUCAGGUCUGAGGUCGCUAAUCUUAGCGCAGAGGAAAUCGAAAACACUGGAAGUACGGACAGCGACUUUAACCUCCCGUCCGACGCGCGGAGAUCACUUUCUUCUAUCCUUAUCGUCCACCCGAUCGCUGCUUUUCUCACUUUGAUCUGCCUUUGUCUCGCUGCUGCGGCUCAUCUGCACGCUCCGUCGCAUUCGCCUCGCUACUUACUGGCCUUGUUGAUCUUGCUCCUUCCGACUCUUCUCGUCUCGUUGCUUGCUUUCCUGGUCGAUAUACUGCUCUUUGUGCCGCAUUUGUCAUGGGGUGGCUGGAUAGUUCUCGCCGCGACUAUUAUCCUGGUCACUUGCGGUGUUGUCACUUGUGCCAUGCGCCGGACUCUGGUCAGUCGCAAGGCUCGCAAGAGGCGCAUCGCGGAAAAUGCCGAAAUGAGUGGGCAGAACUACUAUAAUCGUCAGAACGCCGCUGCGGCUGCAUUGAAUGAGAGCAAGCCAAUCGCGCCUGAAGCCAAAGAAACCUUCGUCGCUGCAACUCAAAGCUCAGAGUCCGGGCCUACGUUCGCCACCUUUCGCACAAACACGCGUUCAAGUGACGACGAUCGUACACCUCUAAAUAACCACAGCGAUCCGAGCGCCCAAGACGCUGGGUAUCAGUCGCGGAUUCCUGGAGAUCCAGUUCCUUAUAACGCCCCUCGAGAUGAUUUCGGGAACCCGUUACCACCAGGAGCCUACAACUCCGCUCCUAGAAUGCGUACGCCUGGACCUCCUGGACCCCCACCUCCUGACUCCAGAGUGCGCGACCAAUAUUCGGACCCGCGAAGAGGGCCCCCUACAGGAUUUGCUCCACGUGGCCGUGGCGGGUAUCCACCUCGCGGAGGAUAUGGUCGUGGCGGACCUUACGGAGGCCCGCUACGGGCCCAAUUCUCGUGCUCCUCUCACCGGGCGGGGUGGUUAUAUGGGCCCAAUGCGCGGCGGACCUGCAGGACCGAUGGCACGUGGAGGAUACCGGCCGCAACCGGCAGCGGGCGGAUAUGGUAACGCACGCGCAAUGGGUGAAGAUGAGUACGGAUAUCGUGGACCUUCGUCACGCCAGCGUACUCCCGGGCCAAUGGCGGCGCCAGCAGCUCCGGGCCCAGCUGGCCAAGCUAUUGAAAUGAUGCCGCAGCCGCGACAUGAGCCGGAUGCUCAGGAUGAAGUACCUGAGCAGCAACAACUCCAUGCCAUUUCCAUUGAUAAUCAGCACGAGCCUGUUAGCCCCACGAGCCUUUAUAGCCGCACACAGUAUGGCUGUUCAACCUCUCUGUUUCUCAAAAAAUAGCUAACUAAUCGCUUCACCCAGGUCAUAUGUGCCCCCCCGUAGAAAUUGGGGACCGCAAGCAUACCAAUCGAGCGAGCCAAACUUGCCAUAUCAACCUAAUCAACCACGGCAUGCCCGUUCCCAGUCAGGUAGUAUGUAUUACGAAGAUGAGGACCCGGUGUACACGAGUCGGAACGAGUCGGCAGUUGGUAACUCAGGAGUACCCUCUGUCUUGACGCCAGGCAAUUCUGGUGAGCAAAAAUUGAAGGAAAAUGGGGCGGAACGUCCGGGCUCACCUGCUGCUAGCGAAGUAAGCCAUUUCACGUCAAUAUCGGAGCGGCCAAUCAACCCCAGGUGGCGUCCGCCCCCUAUGCCGGCACAAGCUGUUCAACAGAAGCGCGACGUCCUACUCGAGAAUAAUCCCGACUUUGACCUUCGGGCCGCCAUCGGAGGAGGCGGACGUAUGCCACCGUUAACGGGCAAGAAUUCUACGAGAUACCCAAUUCCCUAAAUAUUUUCCUUCAUUGUUAAUGAUUGGUAUCGGCGUCUGGUGUUUUGUAUGCAUGGAUUUGUUUCAUCCAUCUCAACUUGCUUACCUCCAGCGCAAGGACAUUGAUGGAAUCUAGCAAGUGCUUGGUGCGCCCUGGUGGACUGUACAAACAUGAGUCUGGUACAUAAUUAGAUAGUGAUAGGGUAGAUUAAUUCAG
This is a messenger RNA of Aspergillus nidulans FGSC A4, 2740 nucleotides long. Its product is annotated as protein palI. Gene Ontology annotation, cellular component: plasma membrane. The record is from RefSeq and is a predicted model, not a curated record. Lineage: Eukaryota; Fungi; Ascomycota; Eurotiomycetes; Eurotiales; Aspergillaceae. The transcript has a single exon. Bases 536 to 1774 code for a protein of 412 amino acids.